This is a messenger RNA of Miscanthus lutarioriparius, 1278 nucleotides long. The record is from the annotation of a GenBank genome assembly. Lineage: Eukaryota; Viridiplantae; Streptophyta; Magnoliopsida; Poales; Poaceae.
AUGCGCCACGCGACGACUUGUCCGGGGCGGUCUGGUGCUGGAGUACGACGUGAGUUAUGGCCAGAUAAGACUUACGCAAGUUACGUCCAGGAUGCACACCUCGUCAAGGCCGCAAAGAUUUUGGGACCUCCCACGACCUUCAAUGCGGCCAAGCUCAAGGUGGAGUUCGCCGGUGUGGAGCUGCGGAGCAACAAGCAGCCGCCUCCUUUCCCCGGAGCCUACACUCUGACCCACUGCGACUUCACGGCGAACCUGACGCUGGCGGUGAGCGGGCCCAUGACCAGCGAGCAGCUGGCAGUCGACGCUGCAGAGGGACGACGUGGUGGCAGAGUGGAAGGAGGUGACCACCGCCAGCAGCAGCAGCGCCGGGGAGAGGGAGAUGACGCUGCAGGUGCGUUGCUUCGUCAGCGGCGCCAACCUCCUGCAGGAGCUGGCCGCAGGUUUCAGAGAUACGUCUUCUCCAAAGAGCUGCCGCUGGUCCUCAAGGCGGUGGUUCACGGCGACGCGGCUCUGUUCGCGGAGCGGCCGGAGCUGAUGGAGGCAAGUUCCACCGCCGGCAUCUCGCAGGCUUCUCCUGCCGUGCACCCGCACCCGCACCCAUUGCCAGGGGAAGCAGGAGCGGCUUCCGCUUCUCCCACCACCACCUCCUCCUCGCUGUCGCUGUCGCUGUCACUGGUGGCGUCCACUUCCUUGUGCGCCUCCUCCUCCGGCUCCUCGUCGUCAUCGUCUGCGGCUUCAUCCUCCUCCUACUUGUGGCGGCGGAGGCCGCGUGAGCUGGUCCUCCUCCCCAACGCCAGCACCAGCAACAGCAUGUCGUCUCGGGAGUGGGACGUUGUGGUGCUGGACCCCAAGUCCAAGUCGUCCGACUCCGACCGUUGCAAGCCCAUCAGUGGCCGUGGCAGUGAAAGGCACAGGCUUGCAGCGCCCACGCCCAAGCGCGCGCGGUCGGUGUCCCCCUUGUCCGCCCGCCCGGCACCGCCACCGCCACCGGGCUCCUACGAGCAGCAGCAGCAGCACAAGAAGAGGAGGCAGAACACCGGCAGGCGGAGCACGACGGCAACACAGCGGGAGGUCGUCGCGCUCGCGCAGGCCAGGAACGAGGACAAGAAGAAGAAGACAGAGGUGAGCCAGAGCCAGAGCCUGAGGAGGAGAUUGGAGGCCAAGAUCUCAUCCUCAGCUCAUGCAGAUUCCACUACUGCUGCUGCGCUUGCGCAGGUGACGCCGGACGACGACCUCACCAAUCCCAUCAUCUCCAUGGAUUGCUUCAUCUUCCUCUGA